AGUCUAAUCCUGAGGCUAAAGAUGGAAGCCGGAAUUCUCAAUAAUAAUCAUAAAGAUUUUCUAUAGUCUUCAAGUUUUUUACUUUUCACAUCUGAAAAAUGAUGAAUAAAUUUAAUUAAAAUAAUCACAAAUUUAACGAACAAAUUAACCGUAAAACCAUAUAAAAUAUUAAUGAUCAACAAUACAAUUGUGCCGAUGAUAACAGCAGUAGUGAAAUAGUGAAAUCUAAGUCAUAAUUUAGUUAAUCUCGUGUGUGUGAUAGACAAAGAAAAAUGUGGUUAGAACAAUGUGAUAGUUUUGCUGAACUGUGUCGUAGUUAUUUGCCAUAUUAUUUAUUAAUUAUUUUGCCAAUAUUUAUCGUUGUUUCGCCUGUUAACCCCGUCACCGCUUCACACGAGUUACCAGUUUAUCGUAUGCAUCAGUAUGAUUUACAUGGCAUUGCUCAUGGUUGCAGAAGUGCUUCAAUUUUACUAGAAGCAAGAGCAUUAAGUAAUUGGCGUACGUCAAGACAUUGCAUUAUUACACGUCUCACGGAUCUCACUUCUGAUUUGUUCUACUCAAUUAAGGGCAAGGCUGGUGCUCUAAUUGUCAUGUUGCCAAAAAAUAUGCAUAAUUUAACUGCUGAUGAAGAAGAUCAAAUUAUCUCUACAGAAAUAUCGAUGAUGACAAGUGGUGAAAUCUCCAUUCCAGUCUAUUUUUCUACCUGGGAUCAAAACCUCGAAGCAAUAAUCAAUGACUUGGAAGUCGGAUUCUCUGGAGAUGACAAAGGCGAAAAGACUUCUGGAGCUGCCGAGCUGCAGUCUGUGAUUAGCGCUAUUUCAGCGAGUGGUUACCAAGUGAUUGUAGGAACAGGGCAGCCUAACCCAAGGAGUGAUGCCAAAGUAGCAACGUUGUAUGGGAAAUUAGUUGGAUAUGGCGCAGAGGAAAAAUUACCAACCAUUGCAUUGGUUGCUCAUUACGACAGCAGCAGUGUAGCAACAGAGUUAUCUUCUGGCGCAGAAAGCAACGCCUCAGGCGUAUCGAUGCUUUUAGAACUCGCCCGGAUUUUUUCUGCUCUGUAUUCCAUGCCUAAGUCUCGUCCUCAGUACAAUAUCAUAUUCGUACUCAGUGGUGGUGGCAAGUUGAAUUACUUUGGCAGUAAAAAAUGGCUCGAGGAUCAAUUUGAUGGAACAGAAAGUUCAAUGAUUCAGUAUGCUUCUUACGUUAUCUGUUUGGAAGCCGUAUCAGCGUCUGAUAACCUACAUCUUCACGUAUCGAAGCCACCAAAGGAGAACUCUUUUGGUUAUCAGCUUUACAGAGAACUUUUCUCAGUGGCAGAAUCAAUGAAUAGUGGUGUUAAAGUAGAAGGUAUUCAUAAGAAAAUAAAUUUAGCGGAAGAACUUUUGGCUUGGGAACAUGAACGAUAUAGCAUUAGAAGGCUGCCAGCAACAACAUUAUCGAGCUUAAAGAGUCAUGAAGAUGCUCGGAGGAAUUCUCUUCUUGAUCUUAUGGAUAAUAAUCAGAUUAACAGGCUCCAUUUACAUACACAAAUCGUUGCUGAAGCUUUAGCAAGACGUUUAUACAACGUCAAUUCAACUGAAAUACUCUCAUCUACGAUUGAAAUAUCAAAAACAUCUUUAGAAAUGUGGAUGAAAUACUUAACGUCUCAACCAAGAGCCGUCCCUCUUUUAGCUGAUAAACAAAAUCCUUUAAUUAGUUCCCUUCAGGAAGCCAUGACGCGUUAUUUAUCUGAUGUCAAGGUUUCUUAUUAUGCUGCUGAUAAACGUGAUCCCGAAUUUGUUUUUUACGAUAUUACAAAAAUUGUUAUGAAUGUUUAUAGUGUUAAACCCGCUAUUUUUGACUUGUUUCUUACAGUUGCUAUUAUUUUGUACUUAGCCGCGGUUUAUUUUGCAGUUCUAAAAUUCCCUAGUGUUUAUUCCCUUCUGACCCGGAUGACAGUAAAGAACAAAGCGGCAUAAUUUUAUUUUUAUUUAGUGAUGUAUCAGUUUGAAAGGAGGCACAAAACUGCCAAAGGUCUGAUUUUUUGAAAUUAGAAUCAUUUUUUUUUUUCUACGAAUUUUUUAUCAAAUUUAAUCAGCUUCCAUUUGAGUAAAAUAUAUUUAAAAUUGCCAAUAUCGUGUUUAGUUUAAUAUAGUGAUCAAUUAUUUUCAUUGAACUAUCAUUUUUGAAUAUCGGAAAAGUGAUUAAAUAAUGAAAGUGAAAUUAAUAAACAAAUAAAAUGAAUGAUUUAGUGGUGAAUAAUUGCAUGAGUAAAAACUAUCGAUGAAUUUGAAGGACUGAUUUGUAAAAUGGCUUCCGUAUUUUCGAAAUUAUUCCUGAAAGGAUCAAUAUCAUUCGGUUAGUAAUAAAAAAAAAAAAAAAUAAACAAAUCUAUA
Messenger RNA from Chelonus insularis, 2375 nucleotides. RefSeq names its product nicalin. The record is from RefSeq and is a predicted model, not a curated record. The transcript has 5 exons. Bases 273 to 1958 code for a protein of 561 amino acids. Gene Ontology annotation, cellular component: endoplasmic reticulum membrane. Gene Ontology annotation, biological process: regulation of signal transduction. Lineage: Eukaryota; Metazoa; Arthropoda; Insecta; Hymenoptera; Braconidae.